UGAAGCUCUACGUGUACGACCUGUCCAAGGGCAUGGCUCGCCGCCUCAGUCCUAUCAUGCUCGGUAAGCAACUAGAGGGUAUCUGGUCUGGCCCACCAGACUCAACAAUCAAGGAAUUCUAAAGCUGGCGGGGUCCAGGAGAAGGGCCUUCUGUGCCAUGGCUCCUGCCCUUUGGAACAUCUUACCCCUGAGGCACACCUCCAUAGUUGCCCACAGGGAUGAAUUCUUCUAUGGUAGUGGGGGAAUUUCAAGUUGUCCACCUGGUGGAACACUGCUUGGGCCUCCAGAUUCUAUUGUAGAUCUGGGAUAUACUGAAGUUUCAGAAGACCUCUUCUUAGAAUAUUUGUCCUCGUUGGGGGAAUCUAUAUUCCGAGGAGAUUCCUAUAAUCUUUUUGAUCAUAAUUGUAAUACAUUCAGCAAUGAAGUGGCACAAUUUUUGACAGGGAGAAAGAUCCCUUCCUACAUUACAGAUCUUCCAUCUGAAGUCCUUGCAACACCAUUUGGACAAGCAUUACGACCACUUCUUGACUCCAUCCAGAUCCAGCCACCUGGAGGAAAUACUUUUAGCAGACAUAAUGGACAGAGCUAGCAAACACAGUGAAAAAUAUCUCAAUUCAUAAGGGCAUUUCCUUUUAAAACUCCACUGUAUUAGAUACCUGUCUUAUAAGUUUAUGCCAUGGUUCAAAAGUGGCAUUUCGGACUUGAUAGGAAGAAUAUUUAUUGAAUUGCAUGUCAUGUGGUGAUAUCAGAAGAAAUAUGGUCAUAAAAUCAAAUAAUGUAUUUACUUAUUAAAGCUGUUUUUUGUCUUGGUUCACUUUUUUACUAUUCCCUACUAAGAAAGUGGAAAUUAGGAUAUCCACCUGCACAGUCUAAAAUAACAGGGAUAUCCUUAGCCAUCUCUUCCCAAAUAUACUAAUUUCAUUACCAUUGUUGCAGUAUUUUGUAACCUCAAAGUUGUAAAUUUAACGAUAUUAUACAAUACGCUUGAAUAUGCUUUUAAUUUUUAUAGAAGAAAAAAACUAAAAACAUUCACUGUGAAAUUAUUUUGAGAAAUACAGAAAAUACAGAAAAUAUAAGCCAGUCUGCAGUAGAAAUAAAUAUAUACAGUAAUAGAUUUUUAAGUGUGGAUUGUUGAUGCCAAAAAAAACCCUCUAUCACUUAUAUUGAAAAUCUGACCUUUUCAAUACCAGAAAGAAUAGCCCUAACCCAUGUGCUAUGUUAAUCUUUUGUAUGUUAAAAAAAUGUACACUGGGUAGAAAUGAAUGUCUUACUGUAAGCAGUAACACCAUAUUUUAAGGAAGGCUAAAUGAAUUUGACUAAUACAAUAAAUAACAUAAUUUUCACAAAACUUAUGCAAUGUACAACUUUCAGAUAAGAGUGUAGACUAAUAAGUUUCAAUUCUGGAAACAUAUCCAAAAUCAAUUUUAAGACCUAUUAUUUAAGUCUGAGUUUUAAAUAUAUAAAUAUGGUUACAUUGGUUAUAUCCAUCCCUAUAAACACCCUCUUCUCCACAUGCUAACAUCCAGUUUGAAUCAGGAGAAUCUUGUAGCUGUUUCUUUUUAAAUCAACAAAAAAUAUCUAUUUAACCAGGUUUGGGGCCUACUUCAUUUUUUCCUGUAAAUAAUUGUAACAGAACACUAGAAUCAGUUUGAGGAGCAAACAGAUAUAAUAUGCCUUUCUUUCUUCUCUACUGAGCAUGAUUAAGAAAGCAUUAUAUGGCAAUGACAACUACUCUCUGAGAAAACACACAUACACCUACAUUUCCCUCAAUAUCAGGCUAUUUCAUUAUAUCAAUUUUUUAUUAAUUAAAUUGGAUUUUUUUCAGAAACUAGAAGAUUUUCCUUUGAGAGGCUAUUUAUUUGUCUCCAUUUUCUCCUAAUACUUGGGAAGAACAUUAGAAAAUCUGCUUUACUCAGAGAUAAUAUUCACUUGUACAAUGUAUUGACUAUAAAAUACAAAUCUAAUAAAGUAACUAGAUUGCAGUACAGAUGUUUUUGUCCCCUUUUUAAAAGGUUAACUUCUGAAAAAUUUAUGUGAUGGGCCACAAACCUCAUUAUCUAUAAACAUUACAGGAUUGCUUGCUGGAAUUUGUUGGCCAAAGAUACAGUAUUGGUGAUGCCAGAUGAGAAAGGCUGUUUUAAGUCUGAGGCUCAGAAAAAUUCUUGGUAGGGAAAACAAGUUUUCCUUCCUUAGGAAAAAUAGAAAAUUCUGAAUGAAUAGAACAGUAGAGAAAUGAGAAAGAAUGCUUCAUUAAUGCAUGCUUUUGAAAUGCCUCAGAACUUUUGUGCUGAAUUUUCAGAUUGCAAUCUGAUAAAGUAUUUUUCUAUUACAUAAGUAUUUUAUACCUCUAUUGAUUAUUGCAACACAGAAAGAAUUGGAGUGACAGUGAAUAUAGUUCUGAGUGUUCUUUCUAUAUGACAUACUGUACCUACUUUUAGACAUCUCUUCUCCAUCACAAUCAUUGUGGAUUUAUAAUAGAGGAGAAGAACUGCUGAUAUAACCUUUCUAAAAUUUAUUCCAUAACAUAUUGGAAGCAUUGGUUGAUUAAAAUAUCUUGAUUUCUUAAAAGCUACAUCCAAAACACACAUACUUUCUUCUAUACUCCAAAAGGUAAUGCUUUCUAGUAAACCUGUUUUGAAUUGUAGUUUUAAUAAUGUAAUUGAUUGCUUUUUCAUGUGUAACUUUUCAUCAUUCCUUCUGUCAAAUUUAAUGUACAUUUCUCCAUUUAACUAGUGCAUACGAGCAUAUGGAGAAAUGAAGAAAUUCCUGGUACUUAUUUAAUCAUAUUUUUGGAACUUUCCUUCCUAUAACUUUAGAAAAUGCAAAGUAAACUCAUGUUUACUCAGAAACAGGUACCACUUUUUCCUACAGGAUUUAUUCCCAAGUAAAUUUGCAACCCUAGGUAGUUUUCUUCACUAAGAGUAAAAAGAAUAUUCUACUUUUUGCAUUAUGAUCAUGUCCUCUCUACUGCUUCCAGUAAAGAAAGGAUUCUUUUGCUUUCUGGAAUACACUGUAGGCUCUAUUUUCAGUGAUGUGCAAUAAUAUUUAGAACUUCACUGAACAGAGACCUAAAAGAGGCUGCAUUUCAAAUUGGGGUCUCAAUUCUAGGAUCUGAAUGAUUAUUUAUAUGUUAUGUUCCACAUCAGUUGACACUAGUGACUAAGGUCAGUUCAGAGACAGCAGACCUGCUUUAUACUUGUGGAAAAAUAUACUGGUAGUUACAUUCAUAUCUUAACAUUUUUCCCAUCCUUAUAUUUAUAAGUCUAUAUAAAGUAUGAAAUGUGCAUGUAUUUAAAUUGAUAUACUUUUAACCUGUCAAUGGGCAUGGAAAGCUGAGCAGCCUGUACAUGACAGCAAAGAUCUGGCUUAAUUAACAGGUCUGUCAUUUCCAGGAAUUCCAUAUUGUUUUUGUUUUAUAAUUAAAAUAAAGCCUUUGUCGGAACCCA
This is a messenger RNA of Pantherophis guttatus, 3446 nucleotides long. It is a transcript of the gene DESI1, whose product is annotated as desumoylating isopeptidase 1. Gene Ontology annotation, biological process: protein modification by small protein removal. The record is from RefSeq and is a predicted model, not a curated record. NCBI's taxonomy places the organism in Eukaryota, Metazoa, Chordata, Lepidosauria, Squamata, Colubridae. Gene Ontology annotation, molecular function: peptidase activity.